This is a messenger RNA of Fonticula alba, 6571 nucleotides long. RefSeq lists its product as hypothetical. The coding region runs from base 1 to 6309 and encodes 2102 amino acids. The record is from RefSeq and is a predicted model, not a curated record. NCBI's taxonomy places the organism in Eukaryota, Rotosphaerida, Fonticulaceae. The transcript is spliced from 6 exons. Gene Ontology annotation, molecular function: protein dimerization activity; RNA polymerase II cis-regulatory region sequence-specific DNA binding; DNA-binding transcription factor activity, RNA polymerase II-specific. Gene Ontology annotation, biological process: regulation of transcription by RNA polymerase II.
AUGGCCUAUCCCAACUCCUUCGAGCCUGAGCACUUUUUCCCCCCGGCAGCCGGCAAUGACAAUGCCUACUUGACGCUGGCGUAUGCCACCGGUGCGGCCCCGCCGCCCGGGAGUUCGGUCAGCCACAGCAUCGGCGACUUUGACCCGGUGUUCUUGGGGGAUUCGAACUUCUUCAACGAGUCGCCGGAUCACCACCUCCACCACCCGACGGGGCAUGGGCCCGGGCCCAUGCCUCCGCACCCUCCCUCCAGUCACUCCUACUCUCACCCGCCGGGGUCGAGCUCGGCCACGCACCAUCCGUACCAGCCCCAGCGGGGGGAAUACCGCGUGGCGGCGCUGGGCCCGGCGCACUUCCUGCCGCCGACCGGCGGGCACAUGGCCCCGCCGGCGCACCACCACCCGCGCCACCCCGGCUUCCCGGCCGAGCCGUCCUCGCAGUCGCAACAGCUCCAGGCGCCGGGACAGGCGCAGCCCCACCCGGGUCGUGGCACUUUCGACCCGCAGCCGAUCGCCAGCUCCGGCAGCGGCUUGCUGACGGACCAGGCACAUGCCGACACGGUCAGCUCCGGGCUGGCCUCCUCUUCCUCUUGCUCGUCAUCGUCAUCGUCGCCCUCGGGUCCGGCUGUCGGUGGCGGCGGCCCCGGUCCUGGGGCCGGGCCCAUGCGCGAUGGGUACAGCAUUUCGACCGAGGGGCACCCGCCGCAUGCGGGCUUCCACAAUGCCGCGGCUUCCGGCGGGCCGGGCUCCGCCGAUGCAUACUAUGGCCCUGUGCCGGGUCAUCUGGCUGGCCGGCCGGGAGUCGGGGGCCCUGGGCCGGAUCCCUCGGCACACCCCGGCACGUAUGGCCACUCGGCCGAGGGCCGCCACUAUUCCUAUGGUGCGCGUGGCCCGGUGUAUGAUGGUGGGCCACGCCAUCCGGGCGAUGGGGGCGGUGCUCCGGGCCCGGGCAGUGGCCCCGGGGACUUCCACCCCGGUGGCCCCGGGCCAGGGGCCUCGGCAAGUGUCGGCCAUUCGCACGGCCAUUCGCACGGCCAUGGGCCGGUCGGGGCCCCGGGGCAGGGCCCGGCCGGGCCGCCGCCCCCCGGGGCCUGGAGUUCCCCGCCCACGUACCACUCAUCUCCCGGGGGCCAUGCCGAGCAGCCGCCCGCCGGGCAGCGGUACUUCCCGCCGGGUGGCCGGCCGCUGGGCCCGCCUCCUGGACAGGGUGGCCCAGGCCAGCAGCAUCAGCAGUAUCAGCAGCAGCAUCAGCAGCAUCAGCAGCAUCAGCAGCAAUACCAGCAGCAGCAGCAGCAGCACCAGCCUCCCCCCCACCACCAGCAGCAGCAGCAGCACCAGCAUCAGCAUCAGCAGCCGCACUACCACCACCCUCACCACCACCCUCACCUGGCGGCCACCUCGUCGUCGUCGUCGUCGUCUAGCUCGUCGUCGGCCUCCUCGCCGGACUUUGACCCGGCGGCGGUGGCGGCCACGGCGACCGGGGUGGCCGGCGGCUUCCCCGCCACCUACUCCGAUUCCGGGGCCUUCCUUGCCAAGCAUGGGGCGGCGGCCAUGCCGGCGGUGGCCGUCAAGCCGGACCCGGCGGUGGCCGGGGACGAGAGCUCCAUCCAGGCCCUGUCCAGGCGACUGGACCAGUCGUGCGUGUCGCACGCGGCCCCGGCGGUGCCUGACAGUGGCAAGCCCGUGGCCGCGGCCACAGAGCCGACCUUGCCGCCGCGCAAGCGCCACGCCGCGGCCGGGGGCGAUCCAUCAGAAGUGACGGCGGUGCCGGUGACGGCGGCGUCGGCGUCGGCGGCGGCGGCGGGCCCAGUGCGUGCGCGUGCGGCGGCCGCCGCGGCCGAGGAGCCGGACCAGCCGCCCGAGGCCGAGUCCCAGUCCUCGGACGACAGCUCCAGCGACGAGGGCGAGGAUGACCCCGCGUCGGGGCUUCGGGCCGUGUCCCGGCACAAGCGGCAUUCUUCGCGCAACAGUGGCGGGUCCCCCUCGCCGGACCUGGACGACCUGGCCGGCGGCGCGUCCAUCGGGUCGCGUAAGCUGGCGUCGAUUCGGCGCGAGGCCGCGGCAGCCGAGGCCGCGGCAGCCCUGUCGGCCGGCCAGGCCCUGGAUGCCGAUGCGAUUGAGCUUCUGAAGCAGCACAACCACAAUGUGUCGGAGCGGCGCCGGCAGCAAAGCAUCAACUCGGCCAUCAACCAGCUGUACGGGCUGCUUCCGGAUGCACAGAGCGAUCUGCUCGAAAUCACCGGGCUGGAGGCCGGCCUGCGGGGGGAUCGCAAGCCCUCCAAGGCGGCCAUCCUCUCGCGCAGUGUCACCUUUGUCGACACCCUGACCAGCUCGUGCCGGUCGUUGCACCGGUCGAAUCUGGAGCUCCGGCUGAAGGUCCGCCAGUUGCAGGAUCGCAUUGCGCAGCUGGAGCGGGCGGCCGCCUCCGGGCCCGGCGCGUCGGACGGUGGCCCGGCCUCGGAGGGCGGCCCCGGGCCUGCUGAUGGGCCAUCCCCCUCGCCCGGGGCGGGCGGGUCUUCCGGGCACACGACCCCCGGCUCGUCGGGGGGCUCCUCGGCCAGGGGGCCCACCCCGUCCGGGGGCCAGCCCCUGCCUCCGCCGGGGCAUGCCUACUCGCAGCCGGGCCACAGCGGGGCCUAUUCGCAAAUGUCGCGCUCGGUGCCGCCGGCCGGGGCCCCUGGCUCGGGGUCCCUCGGCGGGGGCGGCCAUGCGCAUGGGAUGCAUGGGCCGGCCGGGGGGUUACCGGGGCCGGUACCAGCGCCCGACCUCGGUGGCUCGGUGAUGGUCAACUCGCCGCCGGAUGGCUCGGCCGGGCCCUUUUCCUCGCCCGGCGAUGAGGCUCCCCCUGCGAGUGCGGGGUCCUUCUCCUCGGCCCCGGGGGCCGCUUCUUCGUCGGCUUCCUUCGGGUCGGGUGGGGUGCCGAGCGCGCCGCCAUCCGGUUCGUCCAAUGGGCUGAACACGCCGUUGAGUGAGGCCGAUCAAGCGGCGGCGGCGGCGGCGGCCGGCGCCGGGGGCAAUCCCCCCGGAGCCGCGAGCGCCGCGGCCGCGGCCGCCGCCCACCCGUACCACCAUCAUCACCACCAUUCGUCUCAUGCUCCGGUUGGCCGGCAGCAGCAGCAGCAGCAGGCGUAUCCAUCCCGGCACCCGGCCGGUGGCCUCUCCGGGCCAUUCGCUGGACACUAUCCGGGCGGGCCACCGGCAGGUGGAUUCGCUGGUGACGCCCCCGGGCCCGGGGCCAGCCCGGUCCGGUCCGACCCGUCAGGACCCCCGCCUUCUGGGCUGUCGCCUCAGGACCGGCAUUUUUUUCGCCAUGAGCCCCCCUCCCAGCAGCCUCCCCCACACUGGCAGCAGCAGCAGCAGCAGCAGCAGCAGUUCAUGCGUCGGGGGCCGCCGGGGGGCGCCUCCUCUUCCUUUGUGACACCGGCCGGUCUGGCCGGUGAUGAUGAGGCGUCUCGGAGGUACGCACACCGACCGGACGGUGCGCCACUGCCGCCACACUUGAUCGCCCCCCCGGCGACCAGUGGUGGCUAUCUCCCGGGGGGCGGUCCGCUCGCUCCAUUCCCUUCCGAUUAUCACCAGCCCGGCUACCAGCAGCAGCAGCAGCAGCAGCAGCAGCAGACGCCCUAUUAUGAUUACCACCGUCACCAUCAGUACCCACUGGCGGGUGGCGAUGGGUAUGGUGUCGACUCGCUGGCCGACGGCCGGUACUAUGGACCACCAAGCCAUGGGUACCGGAUGUCGGUGCCGGAUGGCAUGUCGCCGGGUCCUCCUGGCGGCCCGCCUCCUCGGGGGUGGUAUCUGCCAGCGGCGCCGGCCAGCGACGAUGGUCUGUCCACCUCGGGCGGGGGCUACCCCCGGGGCGAGGGGGCUCGACUGCCGCCUGCCGGCCUGGCGGCCGGAGGCCCAUACUAUCCCGGGGUGGGAGGCGGCGAGUCUCCUCGGCGACAGGCGCCUCCGGCAUAUCAUUCACGGGGCUCGGCACCGGGGCCCCUCCCACCCCAUGGCAGCCUCUACCACAGCGGGGGCCAGUAUGGUGGCUCCCCGGCGGCGGCGGCGCACCAGGCGCCCUUUGCCCCCGGUCCCGGGGGGGAGUUUUACUACCCAGCGGGGCCGGGGCAGGACGGCCCGGUGGAUGGGUUCUACCCGUCGCACUAUUCCCCCUCGUACCGGGAGGGCGGCAGGGCCGCCACGCAGCCGAAGCCAUGGGGGCCAGCUCCUCCUCCGGGGGCGCCUCGGCACUUCCUCCAGCCGCAGCCGCAUCAUUUGCGGUCGGGUGCCGGUGGCUCGGCCCCCCGGCCGGGGCAGGGCACCAUGCCCGGCGACCGGGCCCCGGCCGUGGCCGAAGCAGCCCCGGUGCUGGCGCUCCCGGCACCGGCGCAGGCCCCGGCCACGGCCGACCUGGCCGGCGCCCCCGGUGUCCUCGCCGGCGAUGGGCCCCUGGCCGAUGGGCCGGUGGCCGGUGGCGAGGGGGCUGCGCCGGAUGCCGGCGGCCCGGUCCCGGCCGUGGCGGGGGAGCAUCUCCCGGACGGCGGGGCCGGCCUGCCGUUGGCCGAGAUCAACCCGCGGAAGCGCCGGUCUCCGUCCUUCUUCGCCAUCGACGGGGCGCUGAGUGUCUGUGUCUUGGUGUCGGUGGUGUUGCUGCUGAUGCCGCUUCCGAACUACACCCCGCCCGAGGCGGGGGACAUGGCAUCGGCCAUGGCGGCCGCCACGCUGGAGGGGUCCCUGCCAUCGAUCAUUUCCACCGAGGUCUUUGCGUCCACCCGGGCGAAGAUCCUGUCGGCGUUUGUCUCCUUCGCCUAUGGGCCAUUGUGUUCCGUCCUCUAUGUGACCUUGGGCUUCUUCCGGUGGUUUGGCCUGAUGACCCUGGUGAAGGUCCUGGUGCUGGUGAAGACCCUGUCCCUGUCGCCGCAGAUGGCCAGCAAUACGCGGAAGGCGCGGCUGAUCCGCGAGCACGCCGACCGGCUGGCCUUUGCCGGGCACAUUGCCGAGGCGCGAAAGCUCUACCUGCAAGCAGGGCGCUUGAUCUGGGGUCGGUCCUUGGAGUUGGCGGCCGCCACGGAGGACUCCUCGCUGGAGGAUAUGUCGACCGAGCGCCAGGAUGCCUCGCAAGGGCGGUCCUUUGCGGGCCACUUUGAGUUGGGCCUCAUGCGGCCCUUCAACGUGCGUCGGACAUGCUUGCUCCGGUGUCGCCUGCCCGGGACCCGGGCCGAGGAUGAUCCCCAGCCUCCUGUGGCCGAGGCUGGCACCGAGGCCCAAGCCCUCAUGCAGGGGCCGGCGGCCGGGGCCGAGAUCGAGCCCGACACCGGCACCGGCGCCGAGGAUGGUGAGGUCCCGGACGUGGCGCCGGCGACGACCACCGCGGUCCGCCCGGCGGCCGAGGGCAUGGCCAGCCAGGCGGCCCUGUCGAGCGCCGUGGCGGCUCCCGACCAUGGGGGCGUGGUCAGUCGGCGCGGGCGCGGCCGUCGGGACCUGUCCAUCAUGAAUGCCUCGUACCUGACGAAGUUCGCCAUGUCCAGCGCCCUGGAGCAUGGGGGCCCGACGCUGGCGAUGGAGCGGUCGAUGUCGGCCUCGUCAUCGACCUCGUCAUUGGGGUCCUCCGCCUCCUCUCCGAUGACGGCGUCGCCGACGCCUGCGCCGGUGUCGUCGGAGCCGCUGGCCGGGCCCAGUUCGGACCUGCUGCAGCUGCUGAAGGAUGCCGAGGUGGACAUGGACCAGGCUUUGCCGAAGCCGGCGCCCCUGCCCAUGUGGUACAUCCAAUUCUACACGACCCUCUAUUGCUCGUACUUGAUGAUCGCCAUGGUGCUGGACCGGAUCACCGGGUCCAUGUUCAGCGUCAUCGAUCGACGUGUCCUGAGCAUGCCGGGGCUGGAUGAGAGCAGCGACGAGCUGAUCAACAUCCUGUUUAGACUCUACCAGUCCCAGCAUUGCCACACGUGGACCUCCUGCAUGAAGCACUCCAUCUUCGGCAUCAUCGUCAUCCAGCUGGAGGAGACCAAGCAUCCGAACAGCCCGCUCGUGUCCGAGCUGAUGGCCUACCAGUCGGUGGGUUUCCGCCGGUCUCCCUACACCCGCCUGGAAACCAUGUACGAAGCUCGCGCCCGGUCACUGGCUGCGCGGUACGGCAUCGAGCAGAUGCGCCGGGUGGACGCCAUCCUCCGCCUGCAGCCCCCCUUCCCGCCGGCGGUGCCCUUCUUUGUGCCGCUCCUGCUGGGCCUGCCGGUGAUGAUUGGCUAUGUGUCGAACUUUGUUUUCCGGUUCAUGGACACCCGUACCCCUCGGUCGUCCUCCCUCUCGCUGUCGAUGGAGUCCUAGAAGGGGGGGGGCCCGCGAGGAGAUGCGCUACCGGGCGCGUACGCGCGCACAUCCCUCCCCCCCCUGCAUGGAGACACAUAUUCACACGCGUGGGCUUGCAUUUGCGCCGGUGGCCCAUGCGGCAUGCCUCGUCUUCUCCUGCCGGGGACGGCCCGGGGGGGGCCUGUGCCUGCCCGCGCCGGCCAUCUCGCCGGGACUCCGCUUCAUCCUCCCCCCUCUGACCGCCGCGCGUUCACGCCCGAAAAUACAUUCACACCCUCGA